CGACAUGAACGUAUCUGAAGGAGCAUCCACAUCCCAACCAGCGUUUACACCUGGCACCGGCAAACCAAUCGAUGUCCUGGACGAGCAAUUCGCUCAGUACAUGCAGCUAGCAAGGCAGUUGCUUCCGAAAAUUAAAUCCCCCUCAGAUCGUCAAAUUUGCUCCAAGUACAUAGCACGCUGCUGCCAGCUGAGCAAUACCACCCACUCGGCCAGAAGCUAUCGAAACCAGUUCUUCCGGUACUUUCUCAAAGUGUUGGAUGCCACCGUACUGAACCAGCAACACUACGUUCAAAUGGACGAUGAACCACCCGAGCCAAUGCGGGACGAAGUGAAGGAAGUGUACCGCUGGUCCAACGAUCGAAAAUCCUACGUGGCAGCUAAAAUCAUUCCCAACUACGCGACGCUGGUGUACAUGGCCGUUUGCGAUGACCCCGAGCAGGGCUGGGACAACGGUGGGUUUGGCAGUUAUGAAUUUUGAAUGUGUUUGUGUGGAUAGGUAUGUGUAG
Messenger RNA from Ochlerotatus camptorhynchus, 506 nucleotides. RefSeq lists its product as uncharacterized. The coding region runs from base 5 to 478 and encodes 157 amino acids. The transcript has 3 exons. NCBI's taxonomy places the organism in Eukaryota, Metazoa, Arthropoda, Insecta, Diptera, Culicidae. The record is from RefSeq and is a predicted model, not a curated record.